This is a messenger RNA of Antechinus flavipes (yellow-footed antechinus), 7591 nucleotides long. It is a transcript of the gene NWD2, whose product is annotated as NACHT and WD repeat domain containing 2. The transcript has 7 exons. Lineage: Eukaryota; Metazoa; Chordata; Mammalia; Dasyuromorphia; Dasyuridae. Bases 1710 to 6935 code for a protein of 1741 amino acids. The record is from RefSeq and is a predicted model, not a curated record. Gene Ontology annotation, molecular function: protein binding.
UACGCCCACCCCGGACCCGCCAGCGUCCACGCGGGCCGAGCGCGAGGCGCGCGCCCUUUGGGAGGCGCACCGGGAGCAUCCCAGGGCUUUGGAGAGCGUCUCCUGCUUAGACGGCCCCACCCUUUCUCUGGGAACUAGAAAGCAGCCGGAGCAACAAGCAGCUGGAGCCUCCCAGUCGUUCUCCCGUCUCCUGCUCCUUCCCCACCCCACCUUGGCCAACACCUUUUUUGGAAAAGAAGCAUUUCCUGGGAGCCGCUCUCCAAGACGCCCCGCCACCGACAGCUGCCAAAAGGAGCUGCUCUCUGAAGCCCCGCGCCGGGUCCCUGCGUCCCGGCUUGCAACUCUUCUGAUCCCCAGCCUCCCUAUGAAUUAAUAAAUAACCCGCCUCUGGGGAAGGAGGGCAAGCUGCGGAGCCCUCGCUCUGUGCAGGGCUAGGUGGGCUUCCGGGCGAGCUCCCCUCAAAGAAAGGGCUCAGACCUGCGGGAGUCUCGGUUCGCCAGUGACCGCAGAGAAGGGAAGUCUCCUUUAAAAAAAAAAAAAAAAAAAAAAAAAGCCCUCAGCUCCGCCCAGCCCAGCACGGCGAGGGUAGAAAAAGCCGGGGGCUGCCCAACGGGGCCGCUCUGCCCGGGCAGCUCCAGCGCCCACAAUCCUGCCCUGCCCUCCAGCCGCGCCCCUUCAGGUCCAGGGGAUGCCCUUGUGCUCGGCGGCGUACCUAGACGCUUGGCCGAGCCCGUGACCCGCGGGCCGCGAAGCCAGCCCCGAGAGGGGUCGGGCGGCCGGGCGCCCGGAACUUUGGCAUCUGACGCCUAACUUCGAGGCAGACUGUACUUAAUUAAACACUCGGAGUCCAAACUCGCCAGUAGGGGAGAGAAGGGAGCUGGGUGCUGGGGAGACUGUCCAGUGCUUUUUAACUCGGAAAAGCACUCUCCCUCCCCCGCCCCCCCCCCCGGGGGGAAGCUUCUUUUCAAGCUUUUUUUCCUUCGGCAGGACGGAAGUGGGACAACCUGUCAGGACGUCUAAUCCUAAGGCGUCUGGAGGUUCCCCAGCCAUCUCCGCCCCGUUUCAACACCUCCCCGUAACGACAACCUUUUGGUUUUGGGGGGGGCGUAAGCUCAGUGGGUUGGCGUGCUGGGUGCCGAAAGGCUGAAAAUAAACUCGGGAGCUCUUUGGCGUAGAAAGUUUAGUUUUCUCUGCUCACCCCCCUCACACUCCUUCCCCACUGCCGCCACCUCCACCCUCCUGCUGCCGCUGCCGCGCCGGGAAGAAAAAGGGGGAGGGGGCUGGCGGCGGGGGGAGGGGGCGCCGGCGGAGGCGGAGGAGAGCAAGGGAUGCCAGGAGCUUCCCGGUCCGCCUCGGGCGCUCGCUCCGAGCUCAGACCUGGGCUGCCUGAGUAGCCGGCGCCACAGCUGACCUCGCGCUCCUCCGGCCCGCCGCUGCGCUGAAGACACUGGAGGAGGAAGAGGAGGAAGAGGAGGAGGAGGAGGCAGAAGAGGAGAGGCGGGGGGCGCAGCAGCCGAAGGAGCCGGGAGUUCGCAUGGCCGCUCCCAGUUGGCGGUGUCCGUGGUGCUGAUCGAGCUGCUGGGGAGAGCCCGCUUCGGGCGGCUGGGAGCGGUCGCGGUCCCGGGAGGGAUCGCCCUCCCCAGCGCUACCGAGCCAGAACCGGGGCCGGGAGGAGGAGCGGGAGGCGGCGGCGGCUGCCACCGUGGGCGAUGUGGCCGGCUGGGGCGGGCAGCAAGCUGCCCUGUGCCCGAGACUCGGCUCUCCGGCGGGCGGCUUUCUCCGGGAACCUCACGGCUCUGCCUUCCCACCUAGUGCCGGCUGGCAGGAGCGUCCGGGUUUUCAUCAGCGCCAAUCCUGAAGAUACUGGAGCAGAACGACAAGCUCUAAGAGAAAAUGUGUAUCCUAAACUGAGGGAAUUCUGCAGAGAAAACUAUGGAUUAGAAUUUCAGGUCAUAGAUUUAUACUGGGGCCUAGAUGAAGAUGAAUGGGACAGUCCUGAACUCCAAAAGACUCGUAUGAAGCUUUUAGAAGAUUGCUUGAAAACAUCUGCAGGUCCAUGUUUUGUUGGACUGUUAGGUGAAAAGUAUGGAAACAUCCGACUCCCUGGGGAAGUUGAAGCAUCCGAAUUUGAGAUGAUUUUGGACGCUGCCAUAGAAGCAAAGCUGGAAACCAAGGUGCUUGAGGAAUGGUAUUGUCGAGAUGAGAACUCGGUCCCAGCAGCAUAUUACCUCAGACCCAAACAUGAAAUGCUGAAGAGCAAUAAGAACUCAAUGCAGCCUUCUGCCAAUGCUGAAAGUGAAAAAAAAUGGCAAGAGAUAUCAGAGGAGAUAAAGAUGAUUUUUAAGACAGCUGUGAAAUUGCUACAUGAAAAGGGGAAAAUGAAACACAGCCAAGCCAAGAGAUAUCUCUUUUCAGCCAUUGAAGAUGAGUUUGACUUUGCUUUGGGAAAACAAACACCAGCAUUCCUAAAGAAAUGUGUUUGCUACAUUAGAAAAAUUGCAAACAUUGAGCGUUUUGUGAAAAUUCCAGCAAUGGGUAAAUACAUGGACAUAACUGGGACAGAACCAAGGAUUAUCCGAGACCCAGAAGCCCACGAGAAACUGAUAAAACUCAGGGAUGAAUUUAUUCCUACCAUUGUUGCAUCAUCUAAUCUGAGAGUCUACACUUCCAUUACACAUUGUGACAUGAAACUAGGUUAUUCCCAAGAAGUAGAGAACCAUUAUAUAGAAGGACUUGGUAAACAGUUUUAUGAGGACAUGAUUGACAUCAUUCAGGCAACCGUACAGCAGAAUUUUGACACAGAAACUGAUACACUGUAUGACGAAAUUCUUCAGCACUCAUCACUAUGUAAAACAUAUGCCUCCUUCUACGAGUACAAAUGUGAAUCUCUAAAUAUAGUGCAUAAAUACCUUCUUCCCAGCAAAGCAGGGCACAUUAACCCUCUCAUCACCUAUGGAGGACCUUGCACUGGAAAAACUCUUCUGUUAGCUGAAGUAGCCAAGAAGGCUUACGGUUGGCUACACGAAGAAAUGGGCCCCGAAUCUGACCCAGUGGUAAUUGUAAGGUUUCUGGGAACCACAGACUUGAGCACCGAUCUUAAGAAUCUACUUCUAAGCAUCUGUGAACAACUGGCAAUUAACUACCGGUGUCUGAUGCAAAGCUAUCCCAAGAAGAUCCACGAUCUUCGCGACUUGUUUAUAAACCUUCUGAAUGAGUCUUCGUUUCAGAGGCCCUUGGUCAUAAUAUUCGAUGCUCUAGAACAGCUCUCUGAAAUGGAUGACGCCAGAAAACUUUGGUGGCUCCCCGUUCACCUCCCCCGUUUUGUACGAAUAGUACUCUCCACGCUGCCCAACAAACACGGGAUCCUGCAGAAACUGAGGUGCCUUAUCCACGAGGAAGACAACUACAUCGAGCUGGUGCCCAGGGACAGAAAGAUGUGCAGUCAGGUGCUCAAACACCAGCUGCUGCGCGUCAAAAGGAAGGUGACGUCGGGGCAGCAGAUCUACGUCAACGAAGCCCUCUCCAAGUGCACGCUGCCCAUGUUUGUGAACUUGACCUUCAGGGAGGUGAGGACCUGGCGGUCCCACAAAGACGUGGACGAAUCCUCGCUCUGCGUCACGGUCCACGACAGCAUCGAGCAGCUGUUUUGGGCCCUGGAGAAGAAAUGCGGGCAGAAACUAGUGUCGCGCGCUCUGGGGUACAUCACCAUGGCCAAGAUGGGCCUGAGCGAGAUGGAACUGGAGGACGUUCUGGCGCUGGACAACAGCGUCAUGAACGAGCUCAAUGAGAACGUGCGACCAAGUAACCCCCUGCGGGUGCCUUACGUGUACGUGGCGAGGCUCAAGGAGGGCCUGAGCGGGUACCUGAUAGAACGGCACGUGAAAAACGUCACCCUUUUGGUGUGGGCCAACAGGCACCUCCAGCUGAUCGCCCAGAAGCUUUACCUCCAGAACGACGGCGACGUGCGAGAAAUGCACACGAUCCUGGCCGAUUACUUCCUGGGGGUCUGGUCCGGGGGCCGGAGGAAAGCUUUCUGCCUGGAGGACCCGUAUUUGAACGGCUGCCUCGAUCUAGAAAGCAGAAGUCUGCUGGACGAAGAGAAGCACUUCCUGGAGCAGGCGUCCUUCGACAGGCAGGCCCCCGAUCAGCCGUGGGUGUUUCAGUGCAAUCCGCUGGAGCCCGACAUCUUUUUUGUCAAUCACCGCAAGAUGUCGGAGCUCUUGCACCACUUGACGAGGUGCGGGAAAACGGACGACCUGCUCUACGGAGUCAUCAUGAACUUCAGCUGGCUGUACACCAUGGUGAAGAUCGGCCAGUUCGACAAGGCCCUGGCGGACAUCGAGGUGGCUUACAACUACUCCCAGGAGAAGGAACUGAAGUUUCUAGCCAGCACCCUCCGGGGCAUCAAGAGCAAGAUCGUCACGUUCCCCGGCUCCCUCUCGGCCGAGCUCCAGCAGCGGCUGCUCCCGGUGGUCAGCUCGCUCCCCAAGCUGAGGCACCUCCUUCUGGAGUGCGACAAGGACGGCCCGAAGUACUGCUCCAUCGUGCCCCUGCACUCCUCCAUGGACGUGACUUACAGCCCCGAAAGGCUGCCCCUGUCCUCCAGCCACCUCCACGUCACCGAGAUCCUGCCCACGUGUAACCCGAGCACCGUGCUCACGGCUCUGGAGAACGGCUCCAUUAGCACGUGGGACGUGGAGAGCCGGCAGCUCCUCAGGCAGAUCACCACCGCCCAGUCCGUCAUUCUGGGCAUGAAGCUCACCACCGACGAAAAGUACCUGGUGGUGGCCACCACCAACAACACCUUGCUGAUUUACGACAACAUCAACUCCUGCCUGCUGUCCGAGGUGGAGAUCAAGGGAGUCAAACACGGCAGCGGCUCGAAUUUCAUCAACGGGUUCACCCUGUCCGUUACCCACGCCCUGGCCUGGUUGGAGGCCAGCAAAGACGUCACCGUCAUCGACCUGCUCUACGGCUGGCCCCUUUACCAGUUCCACUGCUGGUACGAAGUCACGUGCGUGCAGUGCUCCCUGGACGGCGUGUACGCUUUCUGCGGCCAGUCCCUCAACACCACCACCAUCUUUCACUUGGGCAGCGGAGAGAAGCUCUCCACGGUGACGUCCGAAUUCUCGGGUGGCUUUGUCAAGUUUCUGCUGAUCUUAGACACGGCGCAGGAGAUGGUCAUGGUGGACAGCGAGGGCAGCCUUUCGGUUUGGAACACCGAGGAGAUCACCAAUCCCCAGCUGACGGACGACUUCGACUGCCGAAGGGAAGACAGCGAGGUGGUCAGCAUCGAGCUUUCCGAGGACCAGAGCGCCAUUCUUAUCUGCAAAGCCCUCGGCUUAGAGCUCCUGGACACCACCCUGUGGAAGGUGACGGAGAAGUUCCGAGCCAAACACAACGAGCGCUUCGUCUCGGCCGUGCUGUCCAAAAACGGCGACUGCAUCAUCGCCACCAUGGAAAAUACCUCGGCUGUGUUCUUCUGGAGGAGGGACACUGGCCAGUGCAUGGCAAGCUUGCAGGAGAUCUCGGGAACCAUAGUCAAGCUGGUCAAGUCCAAUCACCACAACAUGCUGCUGUCUCUAUCGACCAGCGGCGUCCUCUCCAUCUGGGACAUCGACAUCAUCACGGCCAUGUCCAACAUAGACAAGACCGGGAAACCCAUCCAGAGACUGGUGUUACCCGCCAGGGGCGAGAUCAUUUAUUCCCUGGACGGCUCCGAAUCGGUCCACAAGUGGAACUUUAGCAACGGCUUCAUUGAGGCAGAAUUCAAGCACGAAGGCAUCGUGGAGCACUGCGUGCUCACGUCCUCUGGGGACGUGAUGGUGACUUCCGACGACAAAUGCAGCCAGUACGUGUGGCACACCAACAGCGGCGAAAACCUCUUUCGGAUCAAUGGGCAGAGGAUCUCGCAGCUGCUGAUUACGCACAACGACCAGUUCGUGGUUUCGCUCUGUGAGGAGAACGCCUCCCGGGUGUGGCGCCUGGCCACGGGCCACAGGGUCUGCAACAUCCUCACUCCCUUGCAGAACGCUUUCAUCACCUCCGCCAAUACCUUUGUGGUCGGGAUCACCAAAAACAAGGUCCUGGCGGUCAGCCUGUGGACCGGAAGCAUCACCAAGAAGUUCUGCUGCGAGGACGGGACCAUGAUCGUCAACUUCAAGCUGAUCCCCGACUGCCCCGACAUCAUCGUGUUCAUUACGUCCACGGAAACGGUGAACAUCUGGAGCCUGACGGACGAGGUCAUCUGCCGCCGCGUGCAGCUUCCCAACAAUUUCCUCAAAAACCUGGAGGACUUCGAGAUCUCGCCCAACGGGAAACUAGGCAUCCUCUCCCGGGGAGACGAGAACAUCAACGUGCUCGAUCUGUACAGCGGGAAGCUCCGAGUGGUCCACGCGGAGGGAAUCAUCUGGCGGCAGAGACUGUCUCGAGACGGCCGCUACCUGGUCUACAUUUGUUUCCAGAACGGGGAAGAGGAAGACGACAACGGCGCGGUCUCCAGCUUAAUCGUCAUGAGACUGGCGGACGGUAAAAACAUCGGGGCUUGCUCCCUCUACAAGACCCCGACGUAUCUCGCUCUGUCGCAGAGGCACCUGAACAUCAUCGUUGGUUUUGACGACGGAAGCAUAGGGAUUUAUACCGUCGUGGACCGGGUCGACGCCGCCUUGAAAAUCAAAAUCGCCACUUCCAACAGCCGGCAGAUCUUCAACAGCGCCACGCAAGCGUCCAGGCCCAAAUCUAACAGCUACUGCUUCAAGGCAACCGCCGAUUGCAUCUGGAGAGAAUCCACCGAGGUGUUCGCCAGAGACAGCCCCAUCACCGUCACCGAUCCCUCGGAAGCGGCCGAAGCCACGCCCACCAAAAAACACAAUCCCUACGAGCGCGGGUGCUCGGCCCUGGAGAGCAGGGGCCACAGUUUUGCCGCGGACAACUAAUGACACCUUUAGGAAGGUUUACUACAGUUCAGGGCGCACCGUUAGAAGGCUGUCUUCUCUAGGGGAGGGAGAAGUGGCGCAUUUCUUAGGCAAAAUGGAACCAUGGCGACUGCUCAUUGUUUAUGUGUAAAAACUAUAGAGAUGGAAACAUAUUUGGGCUAUAGUUUUUUCUUGAGAUUAACCAUAAAAAUCCUCCUCCAAUGACUCCUCAUUAUGCGGAAGUGAGCCUGUACACUCAAAGGCAGAAUCCAAGUCUGACAGGGCGAGAGGCCUUCGAGAACGGAUCCUGCCAUCGAUCGCAUAGUUUGCCCAAGCACUACCCUAAGUUCAGAGAAACUCAUCCUGGGAGAUUUGAUUACCACGUGAUUUUUUUUCCAGUCACAGUAAUGCUUUAAAUUAUAGAUUAAAGAAUGGAAAGAGUGUGAUCCACUGUCAUGACGAGGACAUCCAUACAGAUAGAAUCAUAGCUCCUUGGAAGAAUGGAGUUAAUUCAAAUAGGAAAUCUCAACUGGGCAUUUCUAGCAAUACUUUUUACAUUGCUGCUCUAUCUAGAAGUUAGAAGAUAGUGAUUCUAACUCUGUAUCUGCCAGAAAUAUAACCUCUUCAGUUUAUUCAGAUACCGUAGGCAGGUCUAGACACACACACACACACACACA